Messenger RNA from Armigeres subalbatus, 1434 nucleotides. RefSeq lists its product as uncharacterized. Bases 589 to 1434 code for a protein of 281 amino acids. The transcript has 2 exons. The record is from RefSeq and is a predicted model, not a curated record. Lineage: Eukaryota; Metazoa; Arthropoda; Insecta; Diptera; Culicidae.
CCCUGUCAAUGAACGUCAAGCCCAUGACGUUAUCGUCGUUCGUAAACAUCAAAACAUCGUGACUCCGAGAAUUAUUACAUCCAACCAAAACGUGCAAUUUUCUUAUAAUUAAUUCCAAGUCAGAUUAACUGCUACGAUCGAUUGUGAUAGGAUUUAGUGGGCAACAAACCUUUGUUUAAGUAAGUGAAAAUGAAUUUGAAACUAUUAUAUAUAAACAUACGAUACUAGUGAAUACUAUUCGUUUAACCUAAAAUCAUUGUAUUUAGGGCACAGCGUAGAUCCAGUAGGGUAUCAGUACGGGAACAAUUUAGAAAUCAGAACAGAACUUAAAGGUAGGCCUGCGCUAAAGUAAACUUAUUGAAAUCCGUGAUAACCUACGUUAUACGUUCCUUCAGAAACAACGUGGAAAAACCCUAUAGCCCGACUCUGUGAAUUUGUUUUGGAUGACUAAGGGUGAAACUAAAUCUUUGAGCUACAUACGCCAAAAGGGUGGUUGCUACACAGAAUUUCAGCCGUUAUCCGAACAAAUCUCAAAGAUUUACCCACACUAGUCGGAUUUGGGUACCCACUAUUCCACUUCCCGGAAGGAUGCCAGAGACAGAGCGUAAUGAUUGCAAAGUCUGCCGGAGGUCGAACAAUGUAGACGACAUGGUAUUCUGCGCGGUGUGUGAGGAAUGGUUCCACUACCGAUGUGUAGGAGUGACCUCAGCCGUGGUCAACGAAAGCUGGAUGUGCGCUGGGUGCUCGGCUCUGCCAUCGUCAACACGGAUCGGCGAGCUAGGAGCAGGCGACAAAUCGAUCGCUGUUACCAUCGUGUCCUCGGGCGCCACUGGAUCGUUACCGGCGAUGACCCCAUCUUCAAGCACUGUGCCGUUUUCAAUGAAUUCGGCAUUUCCACUGGCUUUUACGGCAGCAUCGUACAACGUGUCAUCGACAGCACUUCCAUCUUUACCCCCCGUAAUUGCUGGGCCCUCCGGAUUCCAACCUCGUGUUACAAAUCCAGUCGCAGUACAAGCAACUAGUCCAGUCCAGUCUUUGUUGUCGGAACAGGCGCGUGCGAGCCUGCAGUGGAUCAGAGAUCAACGGAUAAUGCUUGAGCAGCACAUGGAAGAAAUGAACAAAAAGGAAAUGGAAAGGAAGAAGGCGAUGUUAGUACGAAUCACGGAAAACGCUAUGCAGGGAGUAUUAAGCAGUGAGGCAUCGAAUGCUUUCAACGAGCAGUCCGCUGCGGUAGGAAUCGGAAAGGUAGGUGACUGGCUGGGAGAGAUGGUCGGCGAGAUGAAUAAUCUGUCAAUCACACCAGCGAGUGCAAUGGGACAGGUAGCAGCAUCAGCCAUACCUGUGCUCAACGACAGUUCCACCCGACAACUGCGGGCUCUUUCAACCGAAGUGUAUUUGAUCCGUCGCUGUCUUCAAUAUUUCUUGGCGGACUGA